This is a messenger RNA of Cucumis sativus (cucumber), 1803 nucleotides long. RefSeq lists its product as hypothetical. The record is from RefSeq and is a predicted model, not a curated record. Lineage: Eukaryota; Viridiplantae; Streptophyta; Magnoliopsida; Cucurbitales; Cucurbitaceae. Bases 319 to 1401 code for a protein of 360 amino acids. The transcript is spliced from 2 exons. Gene Ontology annotation, biological process: defense response.
CAAAUACCAUGAAAAUAGGAUUUUUGUUAAAAAAAAAGAAAAAGAAGAAAAGAAGAUUCAGUUACAUUUCUGUUUGAUUACAACCAUACAGACAUCGGUGAAAUCUCAUCUCACAGACCCAAGACUUUCUCCUUUCCCUUCGUUAAAAGCCUCUCCCUUUCCCUCUUUUCCUCUAGUAGGUUGGACACACCACCCCGUCAUCUUCUGCCACCUCCCCUCCUCCCUACUCAACCACCGUCAGUGCCACCAUCACCCCAUCACUAUCACCACCACCGCCCCCCCUCCCCCCCCGCCAUUGUUUCUUGCACCAUCCUCACCAUGGUGCGUCAACCCUUUCAAGUUCUUGAGCUCAGUUUACUCUCCGCCAAUGACCUCGCCUCCGUCUCCAAAACCAUGCGCACCUUCGCCGUCGCCUGGAUAAAUCCCGAUCGAAAGCUGACCACCCGCGUUGAUCAAGUUGGUCUCACGAAUCCAACUUGGAAUGAGAAAUUCGUGUUUAAAGUCGACGACGAUUUGCUUGAAGAUCCAACUUCCACCGUCACCAUCGAGAUCUAUUCCUCUGCUUUGCUUCGCGAUAUCCUUGUUGGUACAGUUACAGAGGUCGUCAGCAACCUCAUCCCACAAUCCUCCUCUAAAUCCAAUAUGAGAUUCCUAACGCUUCAGGUUCGCCGCCCGUCUGGUCGUCCGAAGGGGACUGUGAAAGUUGGUGUGACGUUGUUGGAUAGCGCAAAGCGAAGUAUGCCGUUGGAGAGCGAUCUUGGUUCAUCAGCUGUCGAUUACGACUGGGACUUAAGCGAGAUUAAAGCACAAAAACAAAAUUUCCAAAAGAACGGAUACAGGAUUGUUAUGAAGCGAUCGCACAGUGAGCGUUACGAUCCUGACGCUUUCAAUGGAAAACCUAGUGGAUCGGUUUGUAAUACGAACUCGGUAAUUGGUGGACGUGAGUCCGUGAGGAGCAAAUCGGAGCUUGGAACUACAAAGAAGAUUGUAAACGCGAAUGGCUCACUUUGCUCUGACGUUGGACCGUCACCGUCGGUCGUAGCGGCGGCGAUAGCAAAGGGGUUGUAUCCGGCGCCGGACGACGUCGGGAGUUCGAUUUUAGAGGAUUGGACGGAGAAAGACAGUAUCGAAGGACUAAAAACGAAGAUCGAAAGAUGGAGAACAGAGUUACAUCCAAUGUACGAAAGCGAAAUAAAGAAAUUGCCAUCAAGAAGUUACAGAAAGAAAUCAGUAAAGAAGCAACGGCGGAAAAAGGGGUCGGGGCUAUUCUCAUGUUUUGGCACCGCAUACGGAUGUGAAUUCUCAAUCACUUGCGGCGGCCCUAACCAGAAGAAGAAAUCAGGGAAUGGGAAAGGGCAUAUGACGCCAUCAGAGAUCACAUUCGACGAAUCAUAUGUAUAAUUAGAGAAAAGGAAUGGCAGAGAGAGAAGAGAAAGAGAGGAGGGAGAUGCCCGGAGAAAGCUGAAACCGUGUACUGAGGAAGUGGAAGACCGCCAUGGAUGAGUUGGUCUCUGCAGAAUCGCGUGGAGAGGGAGUUUUUUUUUAGGGGUUUCCUCUUCGCUCCCAAUAUUCUUUCUCUUUUUCUCUUUUGCUCAUUUCAUUUUUUUUUUCCUUUUUUAAUUAUUCUUUAUUUUUUAAAAAAAUUAAAUCGAUUAUGUAUAUGGAAAGAGUCAUGUGUUGAUUAUUCAAAAUGUUGUCAUUUUUGUUGAGCGAUCAUGGCUUAUAACUUGGAAUAUCAAUGUAUAUUAUGGAAGAGAUAUAUAUGGAAUGAAAUGAAUUGUUAAUAAUACAAACAAAAGUGGG